AUGAUUGACGUCAAAUAUAUGUUUUUAUUAAGUAGACAAGGUAAAGUAAGAUUAAUUAAAUGGUAUGACGUAUUCACACAUAAAGAAAAACAAAGGAUUUUAAAGGAUAUUAGUACUCUUGUGCUAUCACGUAAAGCUAAAAUGUGUAAUAUAAUAGAAUAUAAUAAUACAACCGAAGCUACAACAACAACAACUAGCACUGUUGCUACAUCAACAAACACAGCUAUAGCAGCCACAACUGGCACCAAUAAUUCUGGGUCUAGCGGCCAUAAAGUUAUAUAUAAACGAUAUGCCAGUUUAUUUUUCAUUUGUGGAAUUGAUGAAAAUUCCAAUGAAUUAUUGACUUUAGAAAUGAUCCAUAGAUAUGUUGAGACAUUGGAUAAAUAUUUUGGGAACGUUUGUGAAUUAGAUAUUAUCUUUAACUUCUCUAAGGCUUAUUAUGUACUGAAUGAAAUGUUUGGCUGCACUGGUGCGUUAAUGGAAAGUAGUAAAAAAGAUAUUCUACAUAACAUUUCUUUGAUGGAUUCGAUAGAAAGCAGUGACAAUCUAAGUUCUGUAUUAAGUUAG
Messenger RNA from Saccharomycodes ludwigii, 567 nucleotides. It is a transcript of the gene APS1, whose product is annotated as Aps1p. The transcript has a single exon. The coding region runs from base 1 to 567 and encodes 188 amino acids. Gene Ontology annotation, cellular component: AP-1 adaptor complex; intracellular membrane-bounded organelle. The record is from RefSeq and is a predicted model, not a curated record. NCBI's taxonomy places the organism in Eukaryota, Fungi, Ascomycota, Saccharomycetes, Saccharomycodales, Saccharomycodaceae. Gene Ontology annotation, molecular function: clathrin-cargo adaptor activity. Gene Ontology annotation, biological process: protein transport; vesicle-mediated transport.